Molecule: messenger RNA, 809 nt
Organism: Odontomachus brunneus
Lineage: Eukaryota; Metazoa; Arthropoda; Insecta; Hymenoptera; Formicidae
Product: transcription factor Adf-1-like
Exons: 3
Coding region: 214-639 (141 amino acids)
Biological process (GO): regulation of transcription by RNA polymerase II
Cellular component (GO): nucleus; transcription regulator complex
Source: RefSeq, a predicted model, not a curated record
GGCCAUCACACACAAAAUUCCGUAGCACCGUAAGCCGUAAACGUAAGAAAAUCGACCAAUCCUGAUGUUGCCACUAUCCCCACCACUUUUGUCAGUAAAACUUAACCGUAACGUCGAAAAAUAUCAGAGUUUACCGGAUUUGCGCUAAAAUUCGAUGCCAAGUUAAGAAGGUUAUGUGUCUCCUGCAUCAACCGCGUCUGUCACAGUGAAAUAAUGAGUGAUCAUAAUCAGUAUUGUAAUACAAUGUUUAAUGAAUUAGAAAAUGAUGAAAUAACGACAAUUGACAACGACAACUUUAAAGAAAGUGAUGAACUACUCGUUGAUGCAGUGAGAGCAUAUCCACAUUUAUAUAAUCAUCAAGAUCGUAAUUUUAAAGACAAUUUGAUGAAAGAAAAUUCAUGGAGGGAGAUAUCCUUGACAGUGAACUUAUCAGUUUCUGAUUGUCAAAAUCGAUGGCUGAGGCUGCGUGAACGAUUUCGAAGAGAGAAACGCCAACGAGAAUUAGAUUCAAGAAGUGGCAGUGGAGUUUGUCGACGAGCUGUUUUCGCAUAUUAUGAAAAUAUGUUAUUUCUAAAUGAUCAUAUUAAGAAAAGAAAAUCCUAUACAAAUUUGUGGAUCAUCUUUUAUUUCUUGAAGUAGAUGACAAAAAUCUCCCAGAUGAGGACGCAUACAAUUAAUUGGUUGGACCCACCACUGUCGAUUCUGCCACCUUCGUGAUCUUUUCCUUCGUAAUAAAAGUACACCCAUGGCCACAACCAAUAUUGCCGCAAAUAUUAGAUCCUCUUUUCCCAUUAUUUUGCAGUUUUUAA